Paraglomus occultum is the source of this 341-nucleotide messenger RNA. Lineage: Eukaryota; Fungi; Glomeromycota; Glomeromycetes; Paraglomerales; Paraglomeraceae. The record is from the annotation of a GenBank genome assembly.
CCCGAAUCGUGAUCGCAAGCCACCCAGUAAUAUUAGUAAGCCAGGCUCUCGUAAACAAUAUACCACCGCAACUCGGAGCUACCGAACUAUGGCCUAGUGUCUCCCAUACUACUCUACCAGUUAUGUUAUCACUGCUUGACGGUUGUCUCCCUUUUGUUACUCAGAAGGCGCGGAGCGGGGUGCUUAAGAUUAACGUGCUUAGUUUCAUUGGGCACUCAUUGGACACUGCCGCUGACGCUGUAUCAUGCUCAGGAGAACGUCAUCAAUGCACACCGUCGCAAAUCAGUUGUGAUCACCCUUUAAAGCGUCCUGUAAUUGCUAAAAGAACGGAUGAUUGGUAG